GGGCCAGACAACAGUGUCCCCUUUCAAGAGCCUGCGGCCCAACAGCACAAGACCUGAGGGCAUUUUCGAGUCUGUGCCAGACUCUGGGGCCUUGGGAGCCUGCAGGUGCCUUCAGCAUGGGCGAGCAGUGUCUUCCAGCUGCUGCGACUCUCCUGGCUGCUUUCAUGGUGGUCUCGGCUUCUGUCCUGCCCCUUACUUCUGCUCACAAAGACUCUGGCCAGUCACCCUUGGCCCCUGGUGCAUCUCCUCUGCAAGUCAGCAAGAGGGCACUUCUGGCACUAGACGUCCUGACAAAGACCUCUGAUAACGUGGUUUCCCUCCUUGGUGGGGAAUUGGAAGCACCUGGGAAAAGGGCAGAAGCCCUCUCUCAGGGGCCAGCUGGGGGCCACCAGGCUCCUGGAAACUUGUCCUUGGAUUCCUCCUCACACCAGCUGACCCCCUUGGGAAAAACUGAGGUCUCAGGCAAGGCCACACCUGGCCCAGCAUCAUCAUCACUGACUGAGUCCCAGUCAGAAUCCUUAGUGACUGAACCUGCAGACACCAUGUUGGCCCCUGGAACUCGGAAGAUUACUGCCAUGUUACAGUCAUGGGCUUCUCCUGUCCGUGGGACUGGGAAGAACUUCAAGAUCCCUGGAUCGUCUGUGACAGUCCAGGCUCCUGCCUCUGCAACCCUGGGGGCAUCUGCCACCCCUAGACUAACUCAGGUGCCAGCCAGAGCACCCCUGGUCCCCACCACUCCUACACCCCCACGACCACCAGCCUGGCUCUCGGUCAGGCACACCCCCAUUCCCAGUGUCCAGAUGCCAUCUGUCUCAACAGCAGGUUUCUUCAGGCCAGAAGCCUCCCCGUCUCUGACAUUGGCACCAAGGGGCCCAGGGAAGGUGGUGUCCUUGGUGUCCUUGGUGUCCCCAGGCCGACUUGAGUCUGCUGAGUCAAUGGCUAACACACAGCCAGACACAGAGUCCCUUGCGCCUGCAGUUCCAGGGUUGUCAGGGCUGGACACCAUCUCCCCUGCCCUUGUAGCAGGCUCAAGACCACCCCAAGCUGCUGUGGCUUCUGGCCUGGGGCCCAGUGGUCCCCUGGGGCCAUUGCCCUCAGUAUUGCCAUUCUUCUCCCCACAGCCCUCAGCAGCACUGCCCCUGUCUCCCUCCCCAUCAGCCAUAUCUUUGUCACUGUCACCUUCCCUGUCACCAUUACCACCACCACCAUCCCCAGUCCUAGCCCCAGUUUCCUCCCUCACCACCAGAGCCAGAAGUCCUCCUCCGCGCUUGGAGUCUGCGCCAGUGCCUUCGACCCCAGAUUCUCCCCUCACACCUGCCCUGCUACCCGCGACAGUUCCACAGCCAGCCACGCCUCAAGGGACAGUUCGGCCUGGGUGGAGAGUUUCUGCCAGCCCAGCCCCCACGACCACCCUCUCCGUCCCAUCUUCCUCCAGGCUUCCCUCCGCUGCCCCUAGCGCUGGCUCCCCCAGGGUCCCUGCAGGUGCUGAUCCCACCCAGCCUUACGACUUGCCUCACUCUGGCCAGGCUGUCUCUUUGCAGGACUCAACAUCCUCGGCCCCAGAACCCAGUUACCUAACCCACUACGUGACCUUCAAGAUCUCCAGUGAAGUCUUCUCAGUUUCACAGUGGAACCCUGUGGCCCUGGAGCAUCAGCUGCUCAAUGAGCACGUCCGCCACGAGCUGCAGUUCAUCUACCGCAGGGCCUUCCCCAGCUUCCAGGGCGCCCGUAUCCUGGAGUUCAGGCCUGGCUCUGGAGCUGUAAAGGCCUCCCUUGUGUUCGGGGGCUGGGCUGUGGGCCCCUCUGCCCGGGAAGUCCUCUGGAUUUUGUACCGCCAAGUGAAGGCCUCCAGGGGCAUGCUGGGGCACCUGUUCCUGGAUGAGAGCAGCCUUGCUGCUUCCGGGUCCCCCCUCACCGACUUAGCUCUGGAGACCAUCUGCAUCAGUUUCACGGCCAUGAAGCCCUUCCUGCCUGAGCUCGUCCUGCCUGGUUCUGCUCCCUUUGUCCUGCUGGAAGACCAGAUCCUCCACCUGGUGACCCCUGUGGUGUCGAGAUUCUACAAGGAGCAUCCCCAGGAAGGCCCCCUGCUCCUUUUCAGUAACAAAGACCAAUGGGUGAGAGUGUCCAUGGAGUACAGGUUCCAGAACUCUAUCCCCACCCACCUUAGAGGCCUGGCCAAUCACCUGGCUCACAGCAUCAUGGAUCCCAUCCUCCAGAAAUCCAGCAUUGUGGCCAAUGGGGAGAAGGCAGAGCUGGUGCUGUAUGAGAUGUGGCUGCAGAUCCUAGGCCAACCCUUCACCAAUGCUUUGAAGGACAAAACCAGCCCUGAGGCCCAGAAGCUUCGGCAGCAGCUAACGAGAUGGCUGACCAGGGGGCUCAGGUCUCUGCAGAACUUUGGCCAAGUGGUGGUGGAGGAGUUCCAGCCAGAACCACUGACUGCCAAAGUAGGUGCCAUCUUCUUUGGGGCCACACCAGCCCAGACCCUCAUUCAGGACAGCAUGCAUCAGGCCCUGCACAUCCUGCAGAAAGAUGAGGGCCUCCGGGUAGAGAUGGUCACCCUAGCCCUCGGCACCCGCAGCUCCGGAGCCUCCCGUCAGCCUGGCACCCCCAGCUCUGCACUCCUCAUCCUGAACCUCCUGCUUGUCACACUCAUCCUUUUCCUGGGCCAGGGCAUGGAGGGCUUGUUAGCACAAAAUGACCGAGCUGGGUGCAGACUUCACGGAUCAGCAAAGCCUUUAUUCAGCAACGGUGUCAGGCAUCUGGUGGACGCACUUUCCUGAUGAGAAAUGAGCCACGGGCCAGAGGAGGACUCUGUGCUUAUGUGACUCCUCAUGACAUCCUCCCCUCACUGAAACCCAAACUCCAGGCCUCUCCCUGCUUCAUCUUAUCCAGGCUCCACAGACAAUGCCUCAGCCCUGUGGAGAGCAGCCAGGGCUCCAGCAUCUCCCAGAAACCCAGAGAGGAAAGCCCAGGGUCACACCACAAGAGGGCGUCUUCCCUCCUGGGACUCCCAAAGACUGGACUCUCAGGGCCUGGGCAGAGGUGGGGAUGGGAAAGCAAUCCCCUGUCACCUUGCUGGGAGGCCAGCUGAGCUUUAACCCCAGGCAUCUCCUUGCCUCAUCCCAUGAUGCAUAAAGUCUGGGAAACAUUU
Ictidomys tridecemlineatus (thirteen-lined ground squirrel) is the source of this 3151-nucleotide messenger RNA. Lineage: Eukaryota; Metazoa; Chordata; Mammalia; Rodentia; Sciuridae. The record is from RefSeq and is a predicted model, not a curated record.